This is a messenger RNA of Caenorhabditis auriculariae, 1879 nucleotides long. Lineage: Eukaryota; Metazoa; Nematoda; Chromadorea; Rhabditida; Rhabditidae. The record is from the annotation of a GenBank genome assembly.
AUGAUCCUGCCGUUGCUGUCCGUCGUCUGCAUCGCUCAGUUUUUUGUCAGGGUUGGUUUUCCGGCAAGUUAUUAAAGGGGCAUAGGUGGGGCUAGUAAAGGGUUUUGGGACGAAAAGAGAAGUUUCUGGGCUUUGGAGGAGCUAUACUUGACUUACAGCUUGGAUAACUGUCCAAAAAUCUUUAAAAUCCGGAUUUGAAGUUCCUCAAACCUGCGAAAAUACAUUUUUGUAAAUUAAUAACACCAAAAAUCGCAUUUUUCUCUUUUUUCAAGCCUCUUCCCGAUCUUUUGAUCGAUCUUGAUCGAUCUUUUCACAAAAAAAUACAAUUUUUGGAGAUAUUCAAAGCUCCCGUUUCACAAAAAAAGGGGGUCAAACCUGGACUUCCCACUUUGAAAAUUCAGGUCUCUUGUUAAAGGAGCAUAGGUAGAUUGUGUAGGUUAGGUUUAAAAUUUUUAAAAAAAUACAAAAAAAGAAAAUCAGUUCAAGGGAACUCUUAUUCGUUUCGAGUUCUAAGUCGAAUCCUCCAAACUUCACGAUAAAUGGAAAUUUUCAGGCAGAGUUAGCAGAAGUGAACGGCGUGGAGUCGUCGAAACGGGCCGACCUGUCCUCGUUCGACACUUUGGGCGGCAUGGGACUCGGAAAACGGUCCCAGAUCUACGCCUUCGACACCCUCGGCGGCAUGGGUGAGAUAUGGAGGAAAAAAUUGGGGUUAUAAGGGUGGUGUCUUGGAAUUUUGAGUGUUACUAGAUCACUAGAAACUUCAAUUACCUUCGCUUACUGGUUAAAAGAACUAUUGAAGUGGCCACCCUAGCGUCCUUUUCAAGUAGCCUCUUGAGUAGCCACCAAAACCUAUAAUAUUCGGUCCUUAAGGGAUCACUAAAGCUUUACGUUAGGGAUCCCUCAAAGAUUACCGACUAUUCUAUUAGUUCUAAGCGACUCUGGCUCUCUGAAAUUUAGUUAUCUUUUUCUUUCUCUGACGGCUUUUUGAAUUUCGCGGCAUCUAAAAAUUCCUUUAAUAGCAUUUUUUUUUUUCAGGCCUCGGGAAGCGAUCGCAACUGUCGGGAUUCGAUACGCUUGGCGGAAUGGGUCAGAUCAAAAAAAAACCAAUAACUAUGUUUUUCCAGGCUUAGGAAAACGUUUCUCUGGUUUCGAUACGUUAGGCGGCAUGGGCCUCGGCAAACGGUCUGACGUCAUCGGCGACAAAAGAGCCGCACUUUCCAGUUUCGACACUCUUGGAGGUAUACUCCGGGAAAAGGCUUUUUCUCUGCGCCCUCCUCGUCUCUCGACGACCCUCUCAUGUUUACGUGCUAUCUGCAUGUUUCUCUGACCCCGCCGGCGAGGGAACAGACAGACGCAGAGAUGCGGAAAAGUGUCAAAUUGCGACAAACGGACUAUAGGAGAGAAUGAGCAUAAAGGUCUCGAAACGAAAAGAGAGGCUUUUAUCAAUUAUUAUCUGGCCUUUUAGAAUAUCCAGCAAUGAACAGUUAUAAAGCAUUUUUUUUUAAGCUUUCACAAAAUGUUUAGGUUACUGUAGCUUUUAGCUUGUCGUUCCAAGACCUUUCUUCUUGAAAUUUCACUGAUGUAUUAGUUUUUGGAACACUUAUGAGAAAGGAAAAAUCAGCUUUGAAAAUGAAAAGUUUCCACCAAUUUUCAAAAAUUGUUUUCAAAUAAAAAUCUUUUUCUGCACCUUCCCAUGUUUACGUGCUAUUUUCAUGUCUCUAGUGAGAAAAAAAAGACCGCAGAGAAUUGACAACACAAUAUGAAAAAAGAAAAAUGAUCAAGUGAAUGAAAACUAACUUCUUCUUCAGGAAUGGGCCUUGGAAAGCGGUCCGGCCCAUCACCACUAUACAACUUUGUGAUCCGCCCCGCGUACAACUGA